Molecule: messenger RNA, 1313 nt
Organism: Nannospalax galili (Upper Galilee mountains blind mole rat)
Lineage: Eukaryota; Metazoa; Chordata; Mammalia; Rodentia; Spalacidae
Gene: Macrod1
Product: mono-ADP ribosylhydrolase 1
Exons: 11
Coding region: 157-1128 (323 amino acids)
Biological process (GO): purine nucleoside metabolic process; DNA damage response; peptidyl-glutamate ADP-deribosylation
Cellular component (GO): nucleoplasm
Molecular function (GO): ADP-ribosylglutamate-[protein] hydrolase activity
Source: RefSeq, a predicted model, not a curated record
GGGGUUUUCAGGCUGCGCCGCCCGCGGUCUCCAAGCAGGUCGCCACCGGCUGGCACACGCCACUCUCGUCCGAGAGUAAAUAAGGGAGAGUGCACUCUUCCCGAGCACCGUAAAUAGAGUCCGAGUGGGCGGGGAGCCGCCCGGCGCCGCCUGCUCAUGUCGCUGCUGAGCCAAGUGUCCGGCCGCCUGGCACAGCUGCGCGCGGCGGGGCAGCUGCUGGUCUCCCCGCGCCCCUGGCCUGGCCGCUCGGCGGGUAGCCCGCCGCCCCGCGGCAGUGCGUGCGGUCCCCCGGCGGUGCUGGGCGCGCACGGCCCCCACGGGUGGCGCGCGGCGGGAAUUGGGGCUUUGAGGGCGGCUGGGCGCGGAGCCGGGGUGCGCACCUGGGCCCCUCUGGCCAUGGCCGCGAAGGUGGAUCUGAGCACCUCCACAGACUGGAAGGAGGCCAAAUCCUUUCUGAAGGGCCUGAGUGACAAGCAGAGGGAGGAACACUACUUCUGCCGAGACUUCAUCCGCCUGAAGAAGAUCCCCACAUGGAAGGAGACAGCAAAAGGGGUGUCCGUGAAGGUGGAGGAUCCCAAGUACAAAAAGGACAAGCAGCUGAAUGAGAAAAUCUCCCUGUUCCGUGGGGACAUCACCAAGCUGGAGGUGGAUGCCAUCGUCAACGCUGCCAACAGUUCCCUGCUGGGAGGUGGAGGUGUGGACGGCUGCAUUCACCGGGCGGCAGGACCCCUGCUCACCGACGAGUGCCGGACCCUGCAGAGCUGCGAGACCGGCAAAGCCAAGAUCACCUGUGGCUACCGGCUGCCGGCCAAGUACGUCAUCCACACGGUGGGGCCCAUCGCCGUGGGGCAGCCCAGCGCCAGCCAGGCGGCCGAGCUCCGCAGCUGCUACCUGAGCAGCCUAGACUUGCUGCUGGAGCACCGGCUCCGCUCGGUGGCGUUCCCUUGCAUCUCCACCGGCGUGUUUGGCUACCCCAAUGAGGCGGCGGCAGAGGUGGUGCUGGCUGCGCUGCGGGAGUGGCUGGAGCAGCACAAGGACAAGGUGGAUCGGCUCAUCAUCUGCGUGUUCCUCGAGAAAGACGAGGGCAUUUACCGAGACCGGCUGCCCCACUACUUCCCUGUGGCCUGAGGCUCCCGCAGCCCAUUCUGACCAGGACUGACCCGCCUGGGCCUGCCGGACCUCACUCCCAGCUCUGAGGGGUCUCAGAAGCUUGCAGCUUAUUCCAGCCUGGCUACAGAGUUCUGUCGGUUCCCUCAGGUGUCCUGUCUUACCCCAAACCACUUCCAAAUAAAGCUGGCCAUUGCAGCUCCCAC